Messenger RNA from Lineus longissimus, 1752 nucleotides. Its product is annotated as max-like protein X. The record is from RefSeq and is a predicted model, not a curated record. Gene Ontology annotation, cellular component: nucleus. Gene Ontology annotation, molecular function: DNA-binding transcription factor activity, RNA polymerase II-specific; RNA polymerase II cis-regulatory region sequence-specific DNA binding; protein dimerization activity. The transcript has 8 exons. Lineage: Eukaryota; Metazoa; Nemertea; Pilidiophora; Heteronemertea; Lineidae. Gene Ontology annotation, biological process: regulation of transcription by RNA polymerase II. Bases 145 to 855 code for a protein of 236 amino acids.
UCAGGAUUCCGACUGGAUCCAUCAACAAAGCAAUCAGGUGAAAAACAAGAAUAAAACCUUUUUUACAUGUUGGUGUUGGUUUUGUAGUCUCGUUUAUGUGCCGUAGACGUACAUGAGGUUAGCUUCGCAGCUGCUGAACAGAUUAUGGAAGGUUCGUCUCAGGAGAUGAAAUUGGAGGCAACCAGUCCAACCUCGUCCCAAGUUUUCUCCUUCUCAAGGGCUAGUAGUACUGGCUCCAUACAUGGAAUUAGUGCAUCCAGUGCAUCAUCUGCACAAAAUUCAGAUGAAGAGGAUGACAGUGACAGUAAAUACAACCUGAGUUAUAAAGAGCGGAGACGGGAGGCACAUACACAUGCUGAGCAGAAAAGACGAGAUGCAAUAAAGAAAGGAUAUGAUGACCUACAAACGCUUGUGCCAACAUUUCAGAAAGAUGAUGGCCUGAGUAAUGCAAAAAUCAGCAAAGCGACUGUUCUACAAAAAUCAAUCGACUACAUUCAGUUUCUCAUCCAACAGAAGAAAAAACAGGAAGAGGAACUAGAUUCCUUGCGGAAAGAAGUCAUGGCAUUAACAAUCAUGAAAGCGAAUUAUGAACACAUCGUGAAAGCACACAAAAAUACCCCUGUCUCGGGGCAGAAUCAGGUCUCCGAUGAAGUCAAAUUUCAGGUGUUUCAACAGGUUAUGGAUGGCCUGUUCCAGAGUUUCAACGCCACAAUAUCAGUUGCCAACUUUGCAGAACUUUCUGGAUGUGUCUUCAGCUGGUUAGAGGAAUACUGCAAACCACAGAGCUUGAGGGAAGUGGUACUCACGAUCUUAAGACGCGUCAACAGCCAACUCAGCAACCAGCCCCAGUUAUAGUACAUAGCCUGUGAUUUGUCGAUGAACACGUUCUUAAUCAAAAACUGUGAUGGGACUUGUGGUCUUUUGAGGCUUGUGGUCUUUUUGAGAAAACUAAGAAUAGAAUCAAUAGUGGCAAAAAUAGUGCCAUUUGGAAGUCUUCAGUUAGAGCUAUCCACAUCUAUUAUCAAUGGUCACCCACAUUUGAAAUAUGAUAGUUAUUGGUGACUUGGUGACAUUACUCACACAUUGAUCAGUACUCUGGCAGAAUUACGAUUUUUCCAAUGAAUUAGAAUGUGCCUUGGAAUCGUUUUAAACAAAUCUGUGCUGUCAAUGUCGCCUUUUAGAUGAACUGCCAGAAAAUGUACAGUGAAGCCUCUCCCAUUGAUCACCUCUGCCGUCGCAAGGCACAUUUUCCCAAAAAAUGUCAAGUGGAGGCUAAAAUCAAUUGGCCUCUUCCUUAGAGCACUGAGGCCCCACUGUACAUGUACUUGGUGAGGUACCUGUAUGUACAAAUGUAUGUUUUAGAAUCUAUUCUAUGAAGUCCGGUGCUUAAAUUUGAUUAAGAUAUGACUGAUAAUUGGGUGUAUAUUUUGCAACUGAUCUCAGUUUGGGUUCAGGCUAUCUGGUAGUAGUAGAGCUAUAUCAUUUCGAAUAUAUGUGCAGUGAAAUACUGUUAACAGAAUCCACUGUAACACGGUUAACUUCAGUGCUCUGAAGUACAUUUUGUGUUUUUUGGAUGGAAACCUGCUGUUGAUGUGUGUUUGGAGUCAGGAGUCAACCUUACAACUGGCUGUAGAGUCAUUCAUUGACUGACGAUAACUUGCAGCAUUGCAUUGGCCUGUCUCGUGUUGUUUUUUUUAAAAUCUUGUACCAUAGUUUUUGUAAAUACCCCCUAAAAUAAACUUAUUGAUAUCA